UUUCUAUUAUUUUUGCGACGACUUUUCUACAGUCUUCAUACAACUUAUAUCAGUUAAAUACCCUAAUUGAGACAGGCUACCAGGUAGCUAGACAAUGCUAAUACCACCUGACCCGGAAGGCGCAUGUUAUCGUAACGUUAGCUAACUUUACGUCGAGUUAACCGAUUUAAUUUACCAACCAUGAGUUGUGCAGGGGAUGAAGACGACCCGUUCCCGGUCGACGACUGUCUGUUUGCCGAAACAUUUUCUCAAGAUAGCGUGUACACUUUAGUCGGUGAAGAGCUGAAGAUAAGACAGCUGUUCGGUGCCAACCUCGGUGUGGCUGCCCCGGUGUGGGAGGCUGCCUUACAGCUGUGUCGGUACUUCGAGCAGCAGUCGGUUGAGUUGAGAGGAAAGCGCAUCAUAGAGCUGGGGUCAGGGACCGGGGUGGUCGGGAUUCUGGCAGCACGCCUCGGUGCAGUGGUGACCCUCACAGACCUUCCUUUGGCUCUCCCACAACUUCAGGCCAACGUGUCUGCUAACAUGCCACCCAGUGGUUGGCCGACCACCCUUCCCACUGUCCUCCCUCUGUCCUGGGGUGAGGACCACAUGAACUUCCCUUCUGACUGGGACCUGGUGCUUUGUGCAGAUAUCAUUUACCUCCCAGAGACUUACCCACUGCUAGUGGAGACACUCGCUCAUUUGUGCAAGAACGGAGCACUGGUGUAUCUCUCAUCCAAAAUGCGAAACGAGCAUGGGACUCCAGGUUUCUAUGAGGAAUGUCUGCCAAGCAGAUUUAUUGUGGAGCUUAUGAACCGUGAUGACAAACAAAACAUUAAUAUAUACAGAGCAUUUCUGAGGAAAGACCAGUGACAGCAGGGACAGAGUGCAGGAGGCCUGGGAUUAGUUACUGUGCUGAGAUCAGUUAUGACUCAACAGCUCAGUCUAAUUAAUCAAAUGUUGAUGUUAACAGUUACCUUCUACAGUAUCAAGUGACUGUAUUUUAACACUUACAAGUACUUAGUUUUACUUUUACUUUUUUUUUUACUUAAAGCUGCAAUUUUGGGUUUUAUAAUGCGACUUCAACUUGAAACAAUUAUCUAAGUAUUCUUGUAAACACAAAAGAGAGAGCUUGCCCUUAGUGGGUUUCCUCUAUAUUGACAAAUGUUUCACUCAGUCAAUCAGCUGUCAGUCUGAAGACAUUAAAUGUUUGUGCCAUGUUUAAUGUCAGAGUCUUUUGAGACGCACCAAAUAGUAGAACAUUGUUAACUUACUACUUCUGUCGUAGUUGACCAUUGAUACUUUUAUUUAUAUAUUUAUUAUAUUACGUCGACUGUUUUUAGUCAUUUGAAAAUCUAUUGUAUCCUAUUAAAGGUCCAGUGUGUAACAUUUUGGAGGAUCUAUCAGCAGAACUGGAAUAUAAUAUUCAUAGGUAUGUUUUCAUUAGUGUAUAAUCACCUGAAAAUAAGAAUUGUUGUGUUUUGGUUACCUUAGAAUGAGCCAGUAUCUACAAAGGAAGGAGGUCCUCUUCCAUGGUGGCUGCCAUUUUGAGCCACCACGUUUCUACAGUAGCCCAGAAAGGACAAACCAUUCUACCAUGGUUGUAGAUACUGCCUUUCGUGUAUUUGCAAGCUUCACGGCCACUGUACUGAGCUGUAUUCAAAUGGCUGCAAUCUGCAACUGUAGCGAUAGAUACCACUGAAUCCUACACACUGGUCCUUUAAUAUUUCUCUCAUUACAACUGAGAUUGUGUUUCUGAUGAUCUGACGAUUGUCUUCUACAGUGUGAUUUCACAGAUUUUGUAUGAUUGAGUUUUUCUACUUUAUUUUUUCUUCUUUUUUUAGUGUCUUUGCAUACCAUGUGUGUCCUUACCUAUUAGUUAGGUGGAUAACUGCCACCUGAGGUAGACCUCUUUACUCUUCAGUGGAAAAAAACAAUUCCACUUCAAUAAAUAAAUUGGAGAAAAAAUAUCCCAAACUAAAAUUUUAAUUGAAUGUAUGAGACAUAUCUCUUUAUUUUCACUGACAUCCAAACACUUGUUGUGAGCUUUAAAUACAGUUUGCAACCAGUCAAAGGUUCUCAUUGUGAUUUUAUAUAAAACAGCCUUAUGUUUUCUUAAGGAAAUCUGAAUGUCAGCAGUCCAGAGUUGUUUUUAUAGAGACAGAUCAGCUGCUAUUACAGCUUCAGGCUGCGGUGCCGGUCUGCUCAAUCACCUGACGGGAGAUCUUUUAUCACGUCUCUUUCUUAGUUUUGACUCCAUGUUGUUACUGUCAUGCACAAUGUAGUUUCAGAGAAGAGCUUGUAAUGUCAUCAGUGCAUUUCUUGAAAAAGGGUCAACUGCUCCUCCCAGGCAACUUCUGCCCUACGUCUAAAGGUAUAAUCUCAAACUUCUUUUCCACAUUUCUGAUUGUUCUCUCGGUUAAAACACUGAACUGUCUCACCCUGUCCAUUGCAUCAGUACAGAUGGCACAGCGGCCUCCUCACACAUGCUCAGACAUCCCAUUGGUUUCUGCGAGAGUGUUGAGCAUAUAUUCUAGAAAGAGCUGAGCCUUCAGCUUCAGAUUAGAUUGAAAACAAAUCACAUGAUCACAACUUUAAAAGGCCUUGGAAACCAAUUUCCAUUCUCAAUAAGCGGAUUACUAUGAGUGAUUGGAUUCCACAUGAAUUCAAACUUUCAAACAAACUAUUUUGUCUAUUUUAUGAGACAUAGCUGUAUUUGUGUUUUGGCUUGUGGUCUUCUGACUGGGUUGUCAGUUGGUGAGGCUUUGUUGGAACAGUUGACUUCACAUUUUUUAGGGGCUUUAAAUAAAAUUAAUACCAACCCUC
This is a messenger RNA of Dicentrarchus labrax (European seabass), 2805 nucleotides long. RefSeq names its product EEF1A lysine methyltransferase 3-like. Lineage: Eukaryota; Metazoa; Chordata; Actinopteri; Moronidae. The transcript is spliced from 3 exons. Gene Ontology annotation, molecular function: protein-lysine N-methyltransferase activity. Gene Ontology annotation, cellular component: cytoplasm; cytosol. Bases 181 to 852 code for a protein of 223 amino acids. The record is from RefSeq and is a predicted model, not a curated record. Gene Ontology annotation, biological process: peptidyl-lysine methylation.